AUGGAUAACAAUAAUCAGGCCUCCACCAACUACCGCGAAGCUUUCCAGCUCUUUGACAAGCGCGGCAACGGCCGUGUCGACCGCGGCGCACUGGGCGACCUUCUCCGCGCAUGUGGACAGAACCCUACACUGGCUGAGAUUGCCGAUCUGGAGCGUGGUGUUGGCGCAGACUUCGACUUCGACACCUUCUCCAAGAUUCUCAACCGCCCCGGCGGCUUCCGCGAACCCUUUGAUAUCGAGGAAUACAUCCGCGGCUUCCAAGUCUUCGACAAGGACCGGAGCGGCUUUGUCGGCAAGGGCCAGAUCAAGUACAUUCUGACCAACUUGGGCGAGAAGAUGAGCGAGGAGGAGGUGGAUGAGCUGUUCAAGAGCACCAUCGAUGCGAGCAAUAACGAGGUGGACUACAGGGAGUUCGUCAAGACGAUUGCGGAGAACUAA
Alternaria atra is the source of this 438-nucleotide messenger RNA. RefSeq lists its product as uncharacterized. Gene Ontology annotation, biological process: mitotic actomyosin contractile ring assembly. The transcript has 3 exons. Gene Ontology annotation, cellular component: myosin II complex. The record is from RefSeq and is a predicted model, not a curated record. Bases 1 to 438 code for a protein of 145 amino acids. NCBI's taxonomy places the organism in Eukaryota, Fungi, Ascomycota, Dothideomycetes, Pleosporales, Pleosporaceae. Gene Ontology annotation, molecular function: calcium ion binding.